UGAUCUCUCUGCCUAUUUAAGGUUUUCUCCUCUCUCUCUCUCUCUACUCUCUUACUAUCUGAUACGUUACACUAUGGAGAGGGAGGAAAAAGUAGGGGACCUCCGAUGUUUCUUUCUUGAAGACCUUAUUUUCCCCUCUACUACUUCACGGGAAAGCCCCGCCCACUGUGACCCUUCUCUGCGGCCUGGAAAUAACUUUUACGAGAACCAAAACCCUAGAGUUCAAACCCACCCCACCUCCCAAAGUCAAAAUUAUCUCACUCAAAACUUUUCUUGUGAAAGCCCCCCCAUGGCCGCUGCGAGCUUUUCUUUCCAAGACUCUAUUUCUGAUUGUCGUUUUGAUAUGCUUUCCCAUCUCCGAGAUACUCUUUUUUGUGAUAUGAUUCCGCCUGAGUAUCAUGCAAGUUUUGGAUCAUCGGAGACAGGGACGGAACUAAACCCUUGUCUUGACGACACCACUCAUGAACAAGGCCUUGAAACUUUACUGAGUCGGCUCAAUAUAUCAAAUCCACCUUCUCCGUCUCAAUUUGGUCUAGAAGAUGCCUGGUCCGGUGUUGAUUCUAUGCGAGGGAAUUUUAAUUCUCAUGAUUCUAUAACGGCCAGUGGGCUUGCUCCUUCAACGUAUGCGCAAGAACAGCAAUAUUCGCUGAGGACGACAAUGCAAGAACGUAUCUGGCAGAUGAUGAGAAUUCAGACUGCACUGAGGGGACAAACGGGUUAUUGUACAAGCCCCCGUGGAGUACCAUCAUCGAGCUAUAACAUUAGCAACGAGUUCGAUUGGCAAUGCGGAAGGCAAUCAUUAGGGACAAUGAAUUAUGAUUAUCCUUUUAGGUCUUCUUUAAGUCCUAAAGGGAUUCGAUUAGAUUCGAAAUUCCAAACUCGGGAAAGGUUCGGUAAUGACGAUUGGAUUUCAUUUCAGCCGUCUCAAUGGCCUCCAACUUCCUCCCUACUGGAAGAAUUGAACCGCCAACAACUAAUUUCGGAGACCGAAGACCGACGGGGUUACCCUUUGUCGCGGAGAAUUGGGGAGUGGGAGGAUCAUUUGCACAAGUUAAUGGUUCACCCAAGUUACCAUUAUCAAGUUCAGAAGCGUUUCGAAGGAAGCAAUGAGGAAGAACUGACUGAAAUUCUUAUCGCUUUGAUCAGGAAUGCACAAAAGCUAGCGUGCACAUGCACUGACAACCAUGGAAGUCGGUCAGUGCAGAAGUUGCUGAAGCAUCUCAAAACUCCGGCGCAAAUAUUCUUUGCGAUAUCAGCUCUACGGGAUAUUACACUUACCUUGGCCAAGAGCCGGAACGGUCAGUUUGUAAUUAGGAAAUGCUUGCAACUUUUCUCCGCCGAAGAUAAUGAGAAUAUUCUGAAUGAAAUCGCAGAGAACUGUCUUGAGAUUGCGACAGACAAAGUUGGGUGUUGUGUAAUGCAAGACUGUGUCAAUUAUGCUGAUGAAGAAACUAGGGAACGUCUUGUGAAUAGAAUCGUAGCAUAUGCACCAUUCCUUUCACAACAUUCUUAUGGGAACUUUGUUGUGCAGUGCAUAUUAUCUAUGGGGAGGCCGGAAGUUGCAGAAGAAUUACUGGCGAAGCUUCAAGGAAGGUUUCUUAUGCUCUCCAUGAACAAGCAUGGCAGCCAUGUGGUGGAAAAGUUCUUGCGAGAAUAUGAAGAUCAAGAAAAAUAUUCUUCUAGGAUUAUUGAGGAGCUUAUUUCUGGAGAUCCGGAACGUUCCUUGAAUUUUUUUCAGGAUCAGUGGGGGAAUUAUGUUGCUCAGACCGCCAAGAAGGUAGCUAAGGGACUCACCCGCGAGGCUCUUAUGUCACUCAUUAAUUCUUACAAGCCAUUUUUGGAAAACCAUCCUCAUGGUAAAUGUGUGCUGGCCUCAGCCAAUGGCCGCAAGAAGCACCGUAGGCUACGAUCAUCAUCCAGUACUAGUACGCUGUGCUAGCUAGCAAGCUGGCAACGCAGUUCGGAAACAAAAUUAUUUGUUGUCGUGUUUUGCAUUUUCCCCUCUAUGUUAGGACUUAAUUAUUUGUUGUUUUUGGCCUGGGUAUGUAUGGCUCUGGCUAUGUUCUUUCUUUCAGUUCUUAAUUAGGUUGUCG
Messenger RNA from Juglans microcarpa x Juglans regia, 2093 nucleotides. Its product is annotated as putative pumilio homolog 8, chloroplastic. The record is from RefSeq and is a predicted model, not a curated record. The transcript has 5 exons. Lineage: Eukaryota; Viridiplantae; Streptophyta; Magnoliopsida; Fagales; Juglandaceae. Gene Ontology annotation, cellular component: cytoplasm. Gene Ontology annotation, biological process: post-transcriptional regulation of gene expression. The coding region runs from base 74 to 1939 and encodes 621 amino acids. Gene Ontology annotation, molecular function: mRNA binding.